Messenger RNA from Platichthys flesus (European flounder), 1798 nucleotides. RefSeq lists its product as uncharacterized. The record is from RefSeq and is a predicted model, not a curated record. Bases 75 to 1292 code for a protein of 405 amino acids. The transcript has 6 exons. NCBI's taxonomy places the organism in Eukaryota, Metazoa, Chordata, Actinopteri, Pleuronectiformes, Pleuronectidae.
CGGCUAAUUACGGCGUGGGUGAGUGCGUCUCUUUCUUGUUCCUGCUCAGGUGUGAGGGACAGAAACCGUCAGGGAUGAAUCUCUACAGGAGCUUUGGAAACCUCAUGGAGGCCUGGGUGAAUGAAGGAGGCACGUACCCAGGCUCUCCUACACCGUCCUCUGACACUGGACCAAACUUCCGCUCAGAAUCGGUGGACUCUGGAGUGGAGACGGCCAGCACGGACACAUCCUUUCCUGCUUCGCCCUCCACCACCUCAGCAGAUAAUGCAGAGAUAGAUGCCUUCAUGCCAGAAAGGAUGGGACUCACUCCGGCCUCCACUUCACUGUCUCCUGUGCUGUCCUGUCCUGUGCCCUCCUCCUUCUCCUCUUCGUCCCCGAGCCUCUGUCCCAGCAAAUCUCUGAACGGCUCCAGUGCCUUGCAUUCGAGAGUGGAGCAAGCGCUGCAGAGGACUGACUCCAAAAAUCAGAAGGACAACUCAGAGCUCCUCACGGUGGAGGUGGUGCUCAGGAGACAGCCCAGAGCAUCUUCCAUGGACAAACUGCACUCAACAGGAUUCGUGAGAGGUCAAAGGUCAGAUAGCUUUGGGCCAGGGAGGACACUCAACCACUCUGCGUCCCUCCGACAGAUGUCAGAGAAUUGCAGACGGCCGAUGUCUUUGAGGUGGGACAAGCUGAAACCAGAGGAGCUCGGUGAGGAGGACAUGACGGGCCUGAGUCCUGGGCUCUGCUACCUGGAGCAGGUUUGCCAAAUGCUGGAGAACAUCGCCAGACAGAAGAUUCAGAAUCGAGCAUUGCGGAUGGAGAUGGACGCCCUGCGGGAACUUAAAGACGUGCAGGCUCCUGACAGCUGUCAACCUGACUGUCAAGAUGCUGAGGAGGAUGGACAUGUAGAAAGCGAAGAACCCAGUUUCAGUGAAGCCCAGCAGGUUAAGAGGAACUCUUAUGGACAUUUUCGACAGAGAUCUGCUUCAGACACAAUGCUUACAACGCUGCAUUUAAGACAGAUAAAAUCUGACUGCAGGGGGCAGCAUCUGAGCACAGAUGUCCUGCAGGAGAGGCUAGAAGAAGAGCAUCCACAGGAGGAGUCUACAAAAGAGGAGAGCAAUAGAACUAACAAGAACUGGAGGACCAAAUUCUCAUCUUUCAGAAGAGAGGAGCCUUUUCUGAGAGAAAUGAAGGGCCAGCAGAUGCAGUCAUCUGAGAAAAACUCGGCCCGAAGACGGCUCAGCAUGUUGUUCAGGAAGAGGAGGAAGCCUCUGCCUGUUUUUAACGAAACACAGAGUCAGACGUGAUGUUUGGACCUGUUGGUUCUGGUUCUGCCGUGGAACGAGAUGCUUUGAGCACGAUCACUCAUUUCACCUACUUCCUGUUUGGCCCAUGUGAUGUAGCAAUCUGCCAUGUUAAUUUAUUGCCCACUAGGCAUUUACGCUGUAUACCUGCCUUCAUUUUUACUCUGAAAAAUUGUUAUUUUGUGCAACUCAGAAUAAAAUAAAUGUAUACUUUUUGCAUCAUGUACAUAAGAUGUUAAUAAUCCAUAAAUAUAAAUUUAAAUGUAUAAUAAAUGUUAUUUUUGUUAGAAAAAUGUCUUUAUUUGCGUCCUCGUUGGGUGUUGCUGGUAAAUUAUUGGAUUAAUUAAUUGUUUCCAGUUUGGAGAAAAUUUAGGGAGGAAAUUAAAAGAUGUUUAGCUGCUUUUGUCUGAAGGUAAACAUGUGUGUUUAUAACAUGUAUAACCCCUUCACGUUUAAUAUAAAACAUGAAAAUGUUAAUUUGUGAAGAAUUAAAACCAAUUCAGAAAAUA